Messenger RNA from Colletotrichum graminicola M1.001, 912 nucleotides. Its product is annotated as coagulation factor 5/8 type domain-containing protein. The record is from RefSeq and is a predicted model, not a curated record. The transcript has a single exon. NCBI's taxonomy places the organism in Eukaryota, Fungi, Ascomycota, Sordariomycetes, Glomerellales, Glomerellaceae. The coding region runs from base 1 to 912 and encodes 303 amino acids.
AUGUACUGGACGACCCUCAACCGCCUUGCCGUACUAGUGGCUUUGCUGCUGUAUGGAUCUCUCCUCAUCCACGCGGCAGCCGACACCGGCGUCAAAUCCAUUUUCCUCUUCAAGGAUGUGCUGCAGUCAAACACGACGGCUCUCAAGACGUCCGGCUUCGAUAGCCUCGUCAUCUUCCGGAUCGGCGUCCUGGACAACGGCGACCUGGUCUACUACUCGACCGGGGACGCCGGGGAGGCAGUCGACGCCCCUGUCGUGACAAACGGCGCGUACGUCGGCGGGGCGGCGCUGGCGGACAAGAUUAAAUCCUUCAAGACGGGCACGACCUACAUAAACAGGGUGGAGGUCUCGCUGGUCUCGCACGACACGACGUUCCAGAACAUCCGCGACCUGAUCAACGCCGACGGGCCGGGCCCCGACACCGUCUUGUACAAGAACUUUGAGAUCCUGAAGACGGAGUGGCACCUCGACGCCUUCAACAACGACGACGAAGGCGUCUACGACGUGUCGAGCACGGUCGAGUUCGCCCGGCUGCUGGGCGCCAUCGGCUACCGGUAUUCCAUUGCGCCGUACACAAACAGCGGCUUCUGGGCCACCGUCAAGCGCGACAUCGACGCCGCGGCCCCGGGCCUGUUCGACCGCGUGUACCUGCAGGUCUACGACGGCGGCGCCGGCAACAACCCGGGGUCGUGGCAGACCGCACUCGGGAUCAAGGUCAUCCCCCUCCUGUGGGUGGUCAACGACGCGAAGCCGUCGCAGGGCGUCACGGCGGGGCAGGCCCAGCAAAGGUUCGGCAGCUGGUCCUCGCAGUACGCCGUGGCCGGGGGUGGGUACUGGAACGACUACGACAUUGAGAAGAUGGGCUCGUCCUACGCCGACUACGCCGCCGCACUCGCGGGUGUUUUCCAAUGA